CGGGCAAGCGCCUGUCAAGACAGGCCACGGCGGCGUCGGUCCCUACAGCUACGGUGGAGGCCACAGUGGCCACGGCUAUGGCGGAGGCGGAGGGCCUGGGGACGGUGACCACGGCUACAGCAGCUCAGGCUACAGCAGUUCUGGGGGCUCAGCCUCCGGGUACGCUCAUCACCCGCCAGAGACCAUCGACAAGGGAAUGGCGCUCAAAGACCUGUUUGAGGUGGCUCUGACGGCUCUCGCAUUCAAAUCCUUCGGUCUCUUCUGUAUCAACGUCAUCAUGUGCAUCAGCGGAGGGUAUGGAACAAUGCCGACGACCACGGCGACCGAGGAUGUCGGGAGACAGCGUUCUCGGCGCACGGCGUCUUCGUACCCGCUCGCAUCCGCAGAGGCGCUGAACGCCAUGUCGCUGCACGUGCUGAGGUCCGUCGAAGUGUUCGUCGCCCACGACGACGACGACGACGACCAGUGCCUGCGACAGACGCUCUGCGAAAUCAACCGAUUCUCCAGGCGCCUGGAAGGCACUGACCGCGUCUGGUUGCCGGUCUGGAGUCUGGGUCUGAGCUGGGUUGCUGGACGAUUUACGACAGCAGAGCACGCGUCAUCGGCCAUGUUGGAUUAUCUUCGAGCAUCCGUCACAGGCCUGGGCAAUUCCAAGUGCGAGGUCAUUUAUCCGCGAUGUUCGAUCCAAGAGGUCUCGAAAUUUAGGGCGGACAGAAGACAACAUCGCGGGGACAGGGGGGAGCUAUAGGAGUUUCAAUCACGAAUUCUGAGCAAUUAACUUCUUCAA
Zootermopsis nevadensis is the source of this 787-nucleotide messenger RNA. RefSeq lists its product as uncharacterized. NCBI's taxonomy places the organism in Eukaryota, Metazoa, Arthropoda, Insecta, Blattodea, Termopsidae. The record is from RefSeq and is a predicted model, not a curated record.